This is a messenger RNA of Exaiptasia diaphana, 2855 nucleotides long. Its product is annotated as 5-hydroxytryptamine receptor 1. Lineage: Eukaryota; Metazoa; Cnidaria; Anthozoa; Actiniaria; Aiptasiidae. Bases 1437 to 2549 code for a protein of 370 amino acids. The record is from RefSeq and is a predicted model, not a curated record. The transcript has 2 exons. Gene Ontology annotation, cellular component: dendrite; membrane. Gene Ontology annotation, molecular function: G protein-coupled serotonin receptor activity; neurotransmitter receptor activity. Gene Ontology annotation, biological process: G protein-coupled receptor signaling pathway, coupled to cyclic nucleotide second messenger; chemical synaptic transmission.
UUGACAUUUAUAGGACAAGUGCACAAUAUUAUGAUUUCUUUAGAUGUAUUUUUGUAAGGUUUGUAAAAAACAAGAAACACGAGCUACGCCUAUGAACCAAUCUUGAAAAUUAUAUUUUGUACAUGUUAGGCUAGUUGACGUGCAAUAUCCGUUUCAAUAAUGUCUUUAUUAAAAGCAAGAUUAAUCCGAAACUCGACGUUGUAUUGUUCGGGGCGAUUGAUAAUGAUUGGCUUCAAUAUAUUGACACAUUGUACAAGACUUCAGCCAUACCACAUUCCAAUAAAAGAAAAAUGAGAAAUUUCAUUUAUCCUGAAAGGUUGUUAGUAAGGCUGUGUUAAAACGAUGUAUUUUGUACAACAUUGUACAAGCUAGUACUAAAUGUCCUAACAAGAACGAUGUCUAAGACUGUCGUUAAUUUGCUAGAGGUCCUUUAGGCUCUGGUUCAAUUGGGCCGUCUUUAUUCAUCUUCGCUAGUUCUGUUGACAUUUCAGUCCUUUUUAUUCGGUCUUAAUUUUAGAUUGCCUUUCAUUACAGACAUAAUAAGCUUUUUGUAAUUUUAUGAAUGUUUUUGAUGAUUUUAAUUUUUUUUGUGCCAUCGGAAGGACAUUUCACUUAAAAUUCAUUUCCUUUUGACAUUGAGCUGAGCAUCUGAUCAUUACCUUUUUCCAUAAAAAAAARCAGAAAAUGGAAGGAAAAAAUCCUAUUUCGCAUGUGCGUGUGCUGUAGGCAAUGUUUUUGGUUCAUCUUCAGAUAUUUCGUGUCAAAGAGAGUAUCUAAUGACCUAUAUCUAAGCAUUUUGUCACUUUGCUAAGCAGCGCUCCAGUCAAAUCAAUGAGUUCACUACCUAUAUCCAAAUAUUCUAUUAUGUUCUUAAGCACCGUUCCAAUUUAUUGUAAGACGUCUAUUGAUCCAAGAAGCCUCAAUAUCAACCAGUUAUUUCGUUGUACAGAUUUAAGAGCCUUAUUUCAUACAAGCCAWCUCGACUUAGAUCAAUAUAUAUUACUUGAUUAAUGGCCUAGGAUCUCGCGACUUGGUUAUUAUGCAUAAGAAACACAAAUUCUCAGCUUUCGCCAAUAAACUAUUUAUUCACUUCAUAUUACGCGGCGCGCUUUCCCUUGCCUUAACACUUAUCACGUGACUACUUGAUGACGUCAAAAGUCUUGUUAUUAUACCAAGGACUUGGUUAGUGUUCGUUAAGUUGUAGAUACCACCAGCCACCAAAGAAUUAGCACCACGCUCAGGUCAAAAGAAAAUCAACUUYACCAUUUUUGGUAAAAAGACUUCGUGGGGGGUUGAAGAGCUUUAAAAAUUAAGUAUUCCCAAGACAGAGAGAGAUCACUGAAAGGCGACCAGAACGACGACAUUGGCAGAUGGUGCAGGUGUAAUGUGAAGACUUGGUCUCUUAUCAAGAUUGCGUAUUAAAGUUACCGUGACUGAUGGAAAACAACACAAAUUCAACGAACAAUUUACCUGUGAAUACCGUUAAGACGCAGCUAUUUUUGGCUUACUACGCYGUGCUACUCGUCACGACUGUCUUGGGUAACACACUAGUAUGUCUUGCAAUAUACCUGGAUAGACGCUUACGAAGUUCUACUAACUGGUUCGUAGCGAGUCUUGCCGUGUCGGACUUGCUCUACGGCCUAGUUGGUUUGCCAUUUCGCAUUGCGCAAACUUCAGGUACUGUAUUUGAGCUUCGUGAGUGCUAUAUUUGGGUAUGGGUGGAUAUGGUGUGCGCCGCAGCAUCCAUUGCUAAUCUGGCAUUGAUUAGUAUUGAUCGUUACAUUAAAAUCACCAAACCUUUUCAGUACCAUGUGGUACUAACCCAACCAAGGGCGUUCAUCGCAGUUGGAAGUAUCUGGGUKUACUCUGGUGUGCUGGCGUCGUUUGCUUUAGUGCGUUGGCCCGGUGCCGUAGGAAUCGUUCACUACAAAGGUUCCUGUAUUAACUUUAACGAAGUGUUUUAUACAGUAGCCAUGAUUGUUGCAUUCAUUCUGCCAUUAGUAAUUCUCGUUAUUAACUACGCAAAGGUCUUCGUUGAAGCGUUAAAACAGUUCAACAAAAUGGUGGAAAUGACGGCGCAACACAGUGUCGAGAAAGGACGACAUAACAGCAUAAUUAAAGACUUCAAAGCAACAAAAACACUAGCAGUGGUCAUUGGAACUUUUACUAUCUGUUGGUGCCCAUUUUUCAUUCUAUUCACUAUCGCACAAUACAAGCCUUCGUUUCUUGUCAAGCUACCUGCCCCGUGGAAUGAAAUCACGAUAUCUAUGUUCUUUUUUGUACUGCCAAACGUUAACAGUGCUCUCAAUCCCUUCAUUUAUGCCUACUUCAACAAUGACUUCAGGCGAGCUUUUAAGAAAAUCAUGACUUGGUCAGUGCAAUCAUCGUCUUGGACAGCUCAAACGGAAGUCUCCCAGGAGGACUCAGGGAGGCGCCUUAGCGCAGCUUUUUCAAGCUUCUUACAUUCCAAAUACUCUCGUCCUGGAAGGCAUAGCGGGCAGAAUAAUUCUCUCUUUCAAAACAACAACCCAAACGAAGUUAGAGAUUAAAAAUAGAUCAAUAUCGAAACUCCUUAGCCCGCUUCUAUAGCCUCUCUUUCAGAUUUUGUAAAAACGUGAAGGUACAUUGGCGUUUUCACCUUGCAUUCAUUGUUCAGAGAACGUUCGGGUYGACGUGUUAAAGUUUAUGAAGAUUUAUCGAAUAACCUCCCCUAAUUCUUCAUAUCAUAUACAUAUAUCAUCUCAUAUCCAUCUAUCGUAUGUCGUACAUAUCACAUACAGCUACUUGCAGAAACGKUGUCAUAGAAAAUAGAACAUUUGAAUUUAGUAAAAAGGAAUUAAUUAAAACAAGACAAA